Molecule: messenger RNA, 1605 nt
Organism: Gloeophyllum trabeum ATCC 11539
Lineage: Eukaryota; Fungi; Basidiomycota; Agaricomycetes; Gloeophyllales; Gloeophyllaceae
Product: glycoside hydrolase
Exons: 6
Coding region: 40-1467 (475 amino acids)
Biological process (GO): glucan catabolic process
Cellular component (GO): cell surface; extracellular region
Molecular function (GO): beta-glucosidase activity
Source: RefSeq, a predicted model, not a curated record
GGAUUUGCCGUCUAAUAUUCCACCGUCCUCUAGUCCAGAAUGUCGUAUAUCAAGGUCUCCGGAACGAAGCUUGUUGACGGGAACGGGAAGGAGAUCAUUCUCCGGGGUGCUGGCUUGGGCGGAUGGAUGAAUAUGGAGAACUUCAUCACAGGAUACCCUGGCUGUGAAUACCAGAUCCGGGAGGCGUUAGCAGAAGUAGUGGGGAAAGAGAAGUCAGAGUUCUUCUUCGACCGAUUUCUUGAAUACUUCUUCCAAGAUGAAGAUGCGAAAUUCUUCAAGAGCCUUGGCCUGAAUUGCAUUCGCAUUGCGUUCAAUUACAGACAUUUUGAGGAUGAUAUGAACCCUCGAGUCCUCAAGCCAGAGGGCUUCAAGCACCUCGACCGCGUGAUCGACGCAUGUGCUAAGCACGGGAUCUACACCAUUCUUGACCUUCACGCUGUCCCUGGCGGACAAAACACGGACUGGCACUCUGACCAUGGUACGCACAUCGCGAACUUCUGGAAACACAAAGAUUUCCAGGAUCGCGUCGUCUGGCUAUGGGAAGAGUUGGCGAAACAUUAUGUUGGGAACACGUGGAUCGCUGGGUAUAACCCGCUAAACGAGCCUACGGACCCUACGCAAACCACGCUGAUUCAGUUCUAUAACCGCAUCUACAAGGCCAUCCGAGACAUUGACCCUUAUCAUGCUCUUUUUCUCGACGGUAACACGUUCGCGUCGGAUUUUUCUCACUUUGGUGAUGCAUGCAAGAAUUGGGAAAACACUGCUUACUCGAUUCAUGACUACUCCCUCUUCGGCUUCCCCGCCUCUCCAGAGCCCUACGUGAGCAAUGAUACUCAGAGGCGUAGGUUAAGGCGCAGCUACGAGAAGAAGCGCGAGUGGAUGGACCAACGGGGUCUCUGUGUGUGGAACGGCGAGUGGGGCCCUGUAUAUGCCCGAAGAGAGUACGAGGGCGAUCGGAUGGAUGCGAUCAACGAGGAGAGGUACAGGGUCCUCAAGGAUCAGCUCGAUAUCUAUAACAAGGAUCGCUUGAGCUGGUCGAUUUGGCUUUACAAAGACAUCGGCUUUCAGGGCAUGGUGUACGUCUCCCGCGAGACUCCGUACAUGCAGUUGUUCAAGGACUUCCUGGCGAAGAAGCACCGGCUGGCCAUUGACGCCUGGGGCGCGGAUGACACGCACGUACGGAACGUGUACCAGCCGCUUAUCGAUCACCUCAAGCGUGAGGUGAAGCCGGAGCACCAGAACCUCUACCCCUUCCCGGUCUGGAAGCUUGAGGACCGUGUCGGCCGGCUGGCAAGGUGCAUCCUUGUUGCGGAGUACCUGGUGAAAGAAUGGGCGGAGCAUUUCAGAGGCAUGGACGAGAAGGAGCUGGACAAGGUAGCCAAGAGUUUCGCGUUUGAGAACUGUUUGCAGAGGGAGGGGUUAAACAGAAUCCUGACCGAAAAUGCCACCCUGGUAAAAGAAGCAUAGAAGAAGUCCCAGUGGAGAUUUGACUAUCUUGCAUGUGGACUACUGUAAUGUAUUUGUACCUGGAGGACUAAGUUCAGUCUUAUCAGAGUUCCGCUCAAGAUCCUCCAAAGCUAGGUACCCAGGCGGAUCUGGUUCGCG